GAUGAAACGAAGGAUGUCGCGAAGAAAAACAAAUAUGGCCGCUAUAUGAAGAGUCUGUUAAAUGUACAUCAAAUUUACGUUAUAUUGAAUUAUUGCGGACGGUUAGGUGACAUCACAAGUCUAUAACAUUUAAGAAGAACAAUUUUGUUUAAUUGGAAAUGUUUUCUAGAGCUCAUCUCCUAAUAGAGAAGGAAUACAAAAAGCUUCUUGAUGAUCAACCAUGGGGUAUAGAAGCCAUUCCCCUGCAAGAGGACAGUAUUUUUGAAUGGGUGGCUAAAGUUAAGGGAUUGAAAGAUACAUUAUGGGAUGGUGGAAUCUUUAGACUGUACAUUAAGUUUGAUGAACAUUACAAUAUACGGCCCCCAGAAGUUUGUUUUCACACGAUUCCUUUUCAUCCUAAUGUUGAAAUGAUAACAGGAAGACCUUGUAUAGACUUCUUAGAUGAUUUUUCAAAAUGGAAAGAAGGCUACUCAUUAUCUUUUAUCCUUGUAACAAUACAGCAUUUACUGUCAAAUCCAAACCUAGACAGCCCUGUCAAUCAGGAGGCUGCUGAGAUGCUGAUACACUCUCCCAAAGCUUAUAAACAAAUGGUGCUUGAUUGUGUCACAGCCAGUCAGAGGGUGGAAGCUGGAGUUACUCCUCAUCAAGACCUUGAGUCUCGGGUUCGAUUUGCCACCCCUGACAGGAAUAGGAAACAAUACACAGGAACUGCUAAGACAGCUAACCCCCCUGUCACCCGUCUGUCAUUUGAUGACUAUUUCAUGACAUGGAGUGGAAUUGCUACAUCUAAACCUACCAUAGAGACCCCAAAUCCACUAUUAGAGGCAAUCAAAGAUAAACCUGGAUUACAGAGAGCCCAUUUAGGAAUUCCACAAGAAGAAAUCCAAGAUCAAAUGAAGAGACAGCUUGAGGAACAUAAUGCACUUAUGUAUGGAAACUUCAAAAUGAAAGCUGAUGUUGAAGAAGAAAAGGCCGCAAAACUUGCAAAAUUAAACAGAAUGAAAAAAAUCUACUUACCACCCAGAUUGUCUCCAAUUCCAUCGAUACAACCUCCCCCGACCAAGGAGAGGAAGGGGGAACCGUGGGAGGAUGAAGUGGAUAAUCUGGUUGAGUGGUCAGCAAAGCUGGAUGCUGAUGAAAUCGAUGAAGUGUGACCGAGGAAUGGAGGAGCAUCGAACUGAGUGACAAUGAAAAGGACAAAUAGACUGAUAUUUUAUUUGCAGACAAAGAUAAUGGAUUUUUAAAUAUAUUUUCUCUGAAGAUAAUGUUUAUAGCUAUCUUUUAUAUUGCUAUUUGUUUUUAUGCAUUCCAUGAAAAAUUAAUAAAGCAUAAUUUACCAAA
Molecule: messenger RNA, 1341 nt
Organism: Magallana angulata
Lineage: Eukaryota; Metazoa; Mollusca; Bivalvia; Ostreida; Ostreidae
Product: ubiquitin-conjugating enzyme E2 U-like
Exons: 9
Coding region: 159-1154 (331 amino acids)
Source: RefSeq, a predicted model, not a curated record